AAAGGAGGUCCGCGGUCAAACGCACACCGAAACCGAAGACCCGGUGUGUUUUAUAACACGGCAGUAGUCGGCGUAACCGACCGCGCGGGUCAUCGUAAUCAUUCGACGUUCAGACGCGGCGUCGUAGACACGUUGCAGCCGCGAACCGUUAUGGCCCGGAUGACUACGGUACAGACGUUGGCGGUGUACUAUUGUUGUACCGCGGUGGCCGUGUUGCAGCUGGCGCCCGGCACGGCGGCAGCGGUGGCCGGCGACGGACCGCAACAACGUGCGCUCGGGGCCGUCAGGAACAAAAGAUGGUCUACGACUUUCGGCGCCAACUCGAGCACGAAGAACACGACCGGUGACUAUAUUAUAACGAUAUACGAAUUUAAUACACAGGCGUGUACGUUGGGAACGACAACAGGGAAACGUCGUAAACCUGCCUCCUCCCCCGUGGCUGUUCCGCGCUUGCGUAUCGCACAACGUGUUCUGUACAGAGUUUAACAUAUAGGCCGAUAUCGUGGAAAAAUAAUACGGAAUUGUCCCCUUCCUUCCAUGGAUUUUCAACGGCCUUUGGGUCUCGAGUGAUCUGAGCUUCCCUCCCCAAAAUUUCCACCAAUGUCGCCGGCGGAAGCCCUUGCCGUAUUAACGAUACGUGUACAUUUUCAACGUACAAAAGCGGCGGCUUCGGUUCUUAGGGAUCUUUCGGAGGCCUGGCCAUCUGGUGUUCUUAUUAUUAUCAUUUAUUUUAAAUUUUGUUUGUUAAAUAAUUGACGAGAUAUCUCUACGCGUAUACUCACCAUUAAUUAUGCUUCGUUAUCACUUUUCGAUCGACGUUUCGUAACUAAAAUAAAGAAUUUUUACAUUUGUUAGCUAAUCGACUAACCCAUCUCCAUAUGCUUCGCCUUUUAAAAGCUGCCUUUAUCCCUAGUUAUCAGACUUUUUUUUUGAUUCUUGUCGAUAUGCAUUCAUAAUGUUUGUACGUAUUCUGUGGCGUUUUACUUUUAAAAUCGACAGUUUUUCUUUCUUCAACACCACUUGUAUGGAUACACACAUGGCGUGUGUGUGUGUGAUUGGGAUUGGGAUAGCCGAUAUGCAUAACCGGUCGGCUUGUUUACAAAGAUUCGGAUUUAGAUUUUUUUUUUUCAGAUUUUCAGCAGUUGCAAAUUACGAUAACUGUUAUUGUGUAUACGUAUGGCUGUUUUUUUAUCGAUCCGUAUACAUUUUGCACGCACGGCGUGCGCGUGUGUGUGUCCGAAUAAUAUUAUCAAUGCUCGUGCUCGGACAACGAAGAAAUUUAAAAGAAAAAUAGUAAGGAACAGGAGGGGGGGGGGCACAAAAAAUAUCUUUAUGGCCGUUUCGCACGCUAUAAAGGGUCGCAAUGGCGAGCGAAAAGAAUCAGUGUAGGUGUAUAAUAAUAUAUAUAUUUGGGUCGGUGUUGGUAUAGAGGCGGCGGCUGCGGUGGCAACGGUAGCAAACGAACUGUAGUUUGACGCCUUCACCGAACACGUUAGGAAAAAAAUAAAAAAUUCUAUGCGCACGAAAUUUCCCAUUAGAAAAUAUGUUUUUCAGGCGAUUUACGUGUGUUAGUUUUACAUGUAUGCCACAACGCGAAUAAUAAUUGUUAACUCGAGUGUAAACGGACUGCAAUGGUGCACGAUAUUUUAUAAAAUAAUAAUUUUAAUAUCAGAAAGGAGUUUUAUAAGUGCAGAGACGUUUGGGCGUGUAUACACCAAAUAUUUUUUUCGGGGUGAUCUAAGCUCCCAAUUAUAUUGGUUAUACAAUUUAUUUUAUUGGUCUUAGUUGGGGCGGGUUAUCCUCUAUUUGUUAAUUUGCGCCGAAGCGUAUAGUUUAGGCAUAGUUUAUGGACAAGAUUCGUAAAUUUUCAAGUGCCUACCUAAUAUAACAUCCCGUUCGUUGGAUUCGCAGAGAUUGUUAGGUGGAAACCCAAUUUUUCUAAAUACGAGUUUUAUAUGUUCGAAAACGACACUGGUAUUCUCUUAAGAGAGGUGGGAAUCGGUUUUCCAAAUGUUGUAAAAUUUAAAAAUUAUUUUUACUUUUUAACGACCUUUAAUUAAUCAUAAGACUUUUCCAGUAGUGUACUGUCCGAUAAGAUUUAAGAGGAAUGGGUAUUUUGAAAACAUACGUGAUUUCUUUGAUUUCUUGUCUAUGUUUUGUAGGAAACAUAUGUUCGUUUUCAUUUAGUUAACUUAGUUAUAGUAAUGAUAAGUUUACAUUUUUCUUAAAAAAAACUUGCAAUUAAAAGAAUUAAAAAAUAAAAUAUAAUUUUUCCUAAACAACAUAGAAAAGAAAUAUACGAAGAUAAAUUAUUUUUCAAAGUAAUAAUUGAAUUGCUCUAAGUAUGUUUAUUUCUCCAGCUUAUUGGUCUUAAUGUACGGGGAAAACGAAUCACUUACAACCGUCUUAAACAGUGGUUGGAAGUAGCGUGCUAUAUUUUUUUGUAACUAUUUAAGGGUUUUACUUUAGCGAUGAAAGAUAAGUUCUUUGUACACAGCUCAUACAUCAAGUAUGUAAAGUAUGUCUAUUCAAAUAGUCACCAUGUUAUUUUUUAUGCAUAUGUUUAGAAUAGGUAAACGAGUAUACUUAUAACUUUGUCUGAAUAAUAAAAUUAUAACGAGACAUUAAAAUUUAAGACCUGCUCGUAGGGUAGGUAAAUCAUAAAAAAAAACAUACACAUUAUAUUAGGUAAUGUUAAAUCGUCCAAAGACUGUUGUAGAAAUUAAAAAUUAAUAUAACUGUAUUAAAUUAACGAGGCAUGCGAUGUGUCAUAAUAAUAUUAUUUAUAAAAUAUCAAGCGGUAUAAUUUGAACACGUAGGUAUAUGUAUAUACACAACUAUUACCUACGCACACGGUAAUAAUAUUAUACCAUAUCAUAAAAAAAAAGUUUCCUCAAAUGCACAUGACGGAAUAUUUAUCGAGAACGUAGCGUGUUAACACGUAAUCGGAAAUUUCUAUGUUUUAAAAUAGUUUUCAAAGUGCGUAUUAAAUAUCGUAUACUUCUUAAGUUACAUAUAAUAGGUACUUAAUGAUAUUUUUAUAAAAUAAGUUGGGGACAUACCUAUUAGUUUAACAAUAAUAUCAUUCUUUUAGUUGUCUUGUGAUGCAGACAGUAAAUUCUCAAAAAGUCUUGAGUUUUCCCAAAAAAAGAUGUACAUUUAAAUCUAAGUUGAGGACAGAAAAAUAAUACUAUGAAUAUUAUAUAUUUUUUUCAGCUAAUAACGCAGCUUCUGAUUGCACUACAGAUUCGGAUUGUCUUGGUACGCCUUAUACUUCUUGUGACAGUGAUCCGGUUGACAAGAAAAAAAAAUGUUUCUGUGCAGACAAAAAGCUACCAGUAAAUAACGAAUGCGGAAAAAAGCCAAGAGGUAUGACUACCUAAUGUAGUACUGUAUUGUGUACAUGAAAAAUUGUUGUUAUUAUCAGGACCUAUUUAAAAUUGUAGGCGCAGUGAGGAAUAUAUUGCUUUUACUACGAUGUGUGUUUUUUUUUGUUUCACCAGAAAUCUUCAAUUAAAAUAUGAUAAGAUAGUUAAAUUUUAGAUUAAGUUCGUUUAUUUAAGGAGGUCAUUUUUGAUUUUUCUUGCAGUUUUCAUAAUACUUAGGAAAACCCAGAAAAGCGGACAAAUUUAUGACACAUUACAAGCUGCAUUCAUUUAUAUAUAUAUUUUUAUGUAUUUUAAUAUUCUACCAGAAUUUUUGCUUUGAAUUUCAAGAGUAGUAUUUUUCUAAAAGAAAAUUUUGUCUAGUUAAUAAUUAAGUCGUUUAUUGAUUUUCCAAGUAAUUUUAUAAAUAAUCAGUAAAAAUAAACGUAGACAAAAUGGGAAAUGCAAUAACAGUUUUUUUUUUUAUAAUUUUGUAAAAAUAAAAUAGUACUUAUAUUAACCCUUUCUAGGCAUGGUAAAAUUUUCAAAAUAUUCUAGUGAUUUUUAAUUUAUUUUAAGGCAUUUAUAAUUGUCAAGUUUUGUUUAGUUUUUAUUUGAUUUUAUGUGGAUAAAAUUGUUCGAAUAGAAAUGCUAGAGAAUUUAACACGAGGUUCAUUACAAGUAAAGUACAUUUAGCUGUAAAAAAAGUUAAGUGUAAAGUAGUAGUUUUUUUCAUAAACGUUUUAAAUUCAAAUUUGAACGAAUAUAGUAAAAGUUGCUGGAUUUUGAAAUAUGGAUUGCCAAACUUCAUUAAGACCUAUAUUUGAUUAACAAUAAUUAAUCGCUGCUAACAGAUAUUAAUUAAAUAAUUCUAUGUAUCAUGCCUUUUCAUCUUUCCAUCUAUAAUAGUUGUACACCCAUCAGCAGUAUCAGCUCAGUAUUUUUACACGAUUUUAACUCAUGAUGUUUCGUUUUUGGAUGUUCAAACCUGCCGAGCAUAAUUUGAUUGACUUCUUGGUGUCGUGGAUGUCGAUAAUUUUCAUAGAGUUAGAGAGACAAUAAGUCCACAAAUAGCCCACUAUCAUUUUUAGACCCAGACAUCUGGGUCGGCGAUGACGGAGGUGUAAAGCAGACUAAAUAUGGAAUAUUCAAUUUACUUGGACAAUUUGCACACUUAUUUCCAUAAUCUGGACAACUUGGUCGCCGAUGACGGGGUAUACAUGGAGAUAGUAGCAGAUUAACAAGAAAUGCCAAGAUGCGAACACAUCAGUAAAUAUUUACUGUAAAGCACAGAAAUUUGAAGUUUAAUUUUGAACGACCUUUUCUCAUAUGACUUUCAAUUUAUAAGUUACUAAGUUAUAAAACCCUGAAUAAAAAAACCAAAAGAUAUACUUCGUAAAUGGGCGCCAGUAUUGCAGGUGAGAAGUUGGAAAGGUAGAGGGGAAAUUGAAUAUAUAUAUGUAAGCAAAGAUUAAUCAUUACUAAUAAAAAACGAUUCUGGUUGGUUAUACAUGUUUUGAAUGACCAUAAUAUUUACGAUUAGAAAAUAACACAUUUCGUAAAUUUUCCCCAUUUUUCCAUUUAUUAUGUAAACCACUGGAAAUAAAUAAACAGUUUAAGUAAAACUCUAAGAAAAUUUUCUUUCAGAGAAGGUACUAUAAUUGAAAAUUGGAACAAAAUUUCUGGUGGAAUACUUAUUCACAGAAGAAAAAAAAUAAACAUCAUUGUAAAACCAAUAACAUUUCUUGCUCUACUCAGAAUCUAAAACAAGAAAAUAAAUAAUUACAUUUUCUUUUUUAUAAAUAUGUUUUUCUUAAAAGAUGUACCAAAAAGUAAAAAAAAUACAUUUUUCUUUCUAAGAUAUUGGUUAAAUAUUACUAAAAAUCAUUUCAGACAACUAUUUCCUAUUAUUUUAUAUAAAUUAAGAAAAUAUAAAAUUCGUUUAAUCCUAAAAUAAAAGAAAAACAUGGGGCAUCUCAUUCAGUACAUCAUAUUUUUUCAUACUGAUGUGAAUCCAAAAAUUUAGAAUAUUGAUUACAUACAUUUUAUUUAUCGUUGAAAUAUAAUGAUUAUCGAUCGAAUAUUUGUUAAAUUUUACUACGGAAAUUAGAAAUCGUUAUCAUAUCCUUAAUUUAGAAUCCAGCAAAUUGAAUGACAUACAUAGUUAACAAUUUAAACCAAAUAAUUAAAAAUUUCGACUGAAUAUACAAAAAUGUUUUGUCAAACUUUGGUAAAAAAUUAUAAGCUACAGAUAUAGCUAUUAAAAUCAAAAUUUAAUCAGAUCUUGAAGAAAUCAGUAAUGACUUUGUUUCAUUAGGUGCCCAAUGCGUUUCUUUUUUUUUAGAGUAUCAACCGAAUUUUAUAUUUCUUUAAUUUAUAUCAAAUUAUUGGAAAUAGUUCAUAGCUCAUGAUCCAAUCGUUGAUUUUUAGUAAUAUGAAUAAUUAAUUGUAAUCUCUGAAAGAGAAAUUUAUUUUUUACUUUUUAGUGCUUCUUUUUAAGAAAAAGUAUAUUUUAAAAAUAAUUUUUAUAUUUUUAUUCAUUCUAUAAAUUAUUUAAAUCAACGUACAUUAUUGAUUUAAAGGUUAAAAUUUAUUAAAAUUUUUUUCUAAAAUAUGUAAUUAAAAUCAAAUUUAUGCUUUUUUUGUCUUUUUAUAACUUAUUUAUUUAAUAACUGCACAUUAUAUGAAAUAAUUUGUAUGUACUAACUUCUUGUCAGGGCCGCUUUUUUUUCCAGCACUAAAAACGUCAUGUGAAACGGACGUGGAAUGUCUCCCGAAUGCUGAAUGCAAGAUGAACGCCACGAGUACCAAUCUAAGAUUAAAGAUUUGUGUGUGCAAAGAUGGGUUCGUCGAGGAAAAGGAGGCUUGCAAUUGUAAUUUUCAUUAAUUAAAUCUAUAUCUUAGAUGUUCUUGGAUUUGUUUUAUAAUACUCGUUGGGCUUAGUUAAAUUUCUCAAAUGGAAAAUAAUAUUUAUGGUGUCAAUGGGCGCCAUGAAUUUAGCUAAAUUUUAUAUUAAAAAUGAAAAAUAUUUGUAAAACAUUAAAUAAUCAUUUUGCACAACUUAAACUUUAAUACAAAUUGCGUGCGUUCAAAUUAAAAUGAUAAAAAUAAUGUAUAAUUCCUUUUAAAUUAUAUUAUAAUAUAUAGGUACAAAUAAAUCCAAAAAUGUUAUUUGAAAUAUUUAUACACUUUUAGUUGUAUAAUAUUAUUUAGCGUCAGACACUAAACAGUAAACUUAUUUAAUUUGAUGCGUGUUGCUAUAGAUUGUUUAACCUUUGCAUGUGUACAUCUAUAGUGUACACUUUAAUUUAUUUUAAUGGAUUAUCAUUUGUAGUGAAGGCGUAUCAACACAGAAACGCCAAUAUAAGUCAGUUUAAAUUAUUUUAAUUGACCAUUUGUUCUCUAUUGCAGAUAUUAAACUUGCGUGACUGUUGGGUUUUGUUUAGAAUGAUUGACUGACAAGUUAUUAUCUUGGCGUAUAUAAUAAAGUUUGUUGGACGUUUGAACUUUGAUGUUCGUGUAACGCCUUAUAAGAAAUAAUAUCGAUAGACUAGAUAUCAUUAUUAAAGUUUUUUUUUUUAAGACUUCAAAAAAAAAAAAAAAAACAAAACUGUACCCUGAAUCAAAUUAUUUAUUUGUCCAAAUGUCAAAAUUAAAUUCAUUUAAUAUGAAACGUUAAAAGAAAAAGUCAUUCCGUUAUCGAUUGACAUAUGUAUUUUAUACUUAAUAUGCAUUUUUGUUUAUAUUGCAUUUAUAAAAAGAUAACAUGGUACCUGUAAUAUUCGUACAAAUUUAAAUUUGUUAACGUUCAUCUACCUAGUCUUAAUUAUUGUUAGUCAAAUCAAUCGUUAGUCUUAUAUAUCAGAUUUGUAUACGAGUUUUUUGUAUACGUCAGAUAGUUUUUUAAAUAAAUCGAACAAAAGUUGCUUGUUAAUAAUUAAUUCAAUACACGUAAUUUAAUCAGGCAAAUUAAUAAAUUGUUAAAUAUUACAAGUCGAAAUACUAUGGUGUAAUAACAAUAUUAUGCCGAUUAACAUUCGAAAAUAUUUGCGGACUUAGUGUUUUCCUAUCGGAGUCCAUUAUAUCACAAAUAUCCUAUGUUACCCAAGCAUUAUCUGGUUGUUAUUUCCUGUAAUUGUCAAUAAUUGUAACCAAGAUUAUCAAACGAAGUCGUAGAUAAACUGUGUUGAAGCCAAUGCAGUUUAAUUAUUUUAAUUAUUUAUUUUGCAUUCUAAUAGUUAUUUUCGUUAUCGUAUAUUAAAGAGAUUAAUGAGAUUCGUAUAAUGUACAAAAAUAAUAUUAAUAUUUUUCGCAUAUACUAAUCUUUUUUUUUAUAGAUUUUUAGCUUAGCGAGGGAUCUAUUAGUUUUAUUAUGAUGUUUGUUUUUGUAUUUUUUGUUCUGAACAAAUUUUCUACCCGAAGUCUUGCUCUGGUGUAUAAAAUGUAACAUACCUAAUCUAACCUAAAAGCUAAAAGAUAAAAUUGUUUAGUUGGUGCAUUGAAGAGGUAAUUUUCUGAUUUUCCAAGGGGUUUUCGAAAUGGUUAGGAAAAACUUGAAAAAAAAUAAUAGAUAAAAAGGCAAAUAUUUACGGCAUGCCUUAAAAUAUUAUAAAAUAUUGUUCCAAUAGAAAAACAACAAGUGACUUCUUUUAUUGAAUUUUUAAUCUAGUUGGUGAUCAAGAAAGUCGUUUUUAUAUAAAUAUUUGAGCAAAACUAUAAAAAAAACAUAGAAAGUACUGCAAAAUGUACGAAAAUACUUCUUUUAUUAUUUUAAAUUUUUGUUUUUUAGUAUAAUUUAGUUUGAAAUAUUCAUAGACUUGAAAUUUGACAGAAAACUUAUAUUGCUUUUUUUAUACGUGAUAAAAAUUUGAAAAUAUUUGAGCUAUAGAUAUUUAGUGGCUAAAUUUAAUAUCAUUGAUAUAACAAAUAACAAAUAACAUUAUAUGUCCCACCUUCUCAACUAUUCACCUAUAUCAGAAGCUGCAUUUAUCCAUAGUAUCAGCUCUUUGUUUGCAUUUAAAAUUACAUUCAAAUCGUACAAGUACAAAUCGUAUUAGUUGUUAUUAAUAUCAAAGUGACAACUUUGAUAUUUAUAAAUGAACACACAAAUAGUAAUGGAGGUUUAUUACUUUAAGCAGGCGCUAAAGAUAGAUAAUUUCGGUACAUUCGUGUGUAUAAAAGAUGAAAACAUGUUCAAAUACUGUUUUUUAUUGCAUUUUAUUGAAAUGUGGAACACCCGUACAAAUACUAGUAACUCAUGUUAAUAAUAAAUUAUUAUUAGAGUUGAUAAUUUUGAGACCUUUUGUUAUUUAUUAUACCAACAGAUAUUGGAGUGCGAUUAAAUUGCGAUAUAAGAUUACCUCCUAAAGUACAAUUAAUAAAAUGUAUGUUUUCAGAUGCCGAUUUGUUGACCUUUAACUAUGCGGCGUUGGUGAUCGCAAUCUUCGCCUCGUGGAUUUGGAAUGAUCGUCUAGCUUGAACGUUGUGUACUUUUUCGAAAAAAAAAAGUUUAUCUAAGACUUUUUCUAUUUUUACGCACUAAAUACCUACCGAAAAUGAUAAAUAAUUAACUACCUAUACUUAUAUAAUAUACAUAAUAAUCUUUUUUUAUUUAUUUUACACAUAUUUUUUGCACAAUAUUAAAUACGACAUUUCUACAGGUAAACAUCAAAUAUCUAAUUUUAGUUUUAUCCAUAAGUUUAUAAAUUUAAUAUUAUAAUUCUAUACAAACAAUUAUGUCAUAUUUUUAAUACACUUUGUUUAAGAUUAAUAAAUGCAUAAGUGAAACAACCGUCAAUAUAAUACGUAUAUAUAAAAUAUGUUUUACGUUUUUAUCUAAAAUAUUAUAUUAUCAUUAUUAUUAUUAUUAUGCCAAUACAUUUAUAUAAUUAAAACAAAAUUUAUCGAAUUUAAACUCGAAUUAAUCAUAAAAUUUAUAUUAUUAUUUAUCUAGAUAUGUAAAAUAUGAAGUGCUUAAAACUUUACCGGUAAAUAAUAUACUGGUAUUUUGUAAAAUAUUUAUAGACAUUUUUAUACCUGGUAAAUUUUAUCCAAAUUGUUUCUUGUCGUUUGUAGCGGUCAAAUUUAUUAAUUUAAUAUAUAUUGGUACUUAGAUAGUAUAUAUUUAUAAAAAAUAAAAAACGUGUAUAAUUAAAAAUAGGGCGCAUCUUUGUAUUUUAAUUAAAUUCAAACACAUCCGUUAUAACUUUAAAUUUUUAAUCGCAAAUUCGGAAAGCGGUAUUUAAUUUUAAAUAAUAUACUUUAUUCGAUAAAAUAAGAAACUGACUAAUUUUAAAUAAUACAAAACUCAUGUAGAUUUUAAGUUAAUGUUUGUUUAGUGUUAACAUGUUAAAUCCUUAAUAAUUUUGCAACACAUACAUUUUUUUUUUUAAUCAAUUAGUUUUUAAAUUUUAGAAGAAAGAAAUGAAGUCAAUAUAUAUAUAUAUAUAACUAUAAUAUAAUAUUAUACUAUAAUGUAUUAUCAUGCAAGUUUAUACAUUUUUACUUA
This is a messenger RNA of Cinara cedri, 9873 nucleotides long. The record is from the annotation of a GenBank genome assembly. NCBI's taxonomy places the organism in Eukaryota, Metazoa, Arthropoda, Insecta, Hemiptera, Aphididae.